This is a messenger RNA of Scatophagus argus, 793 nucleotides long. Its product is annotated as lipocalin-like. NCBI's taxonomy places the organism in Eukaryota, Metazoa, Chordata, Actinopteri, Scatophagidae. The coding region runs from base 66 to 617 and encodes 183 amino acids. Gene Ontology annotation, molecular function: small molecule binding. The record is from RefSeq and is a predicted model, not a curated record. The transcript is spliced from 6 exons.
UUUCCCUCUUUACUUCGUCCUGAUACUUCACGCACUGCUGGAGAAGCCCAGAAGACAAAGAAGCCAUGAAGAACACACUGCUGAAGAUGCUGGUGGCCCUGACGUGCACGCUGGCUGCCUGCGUAGAUGUCACGCCUGUAACAGAUUUCGACUCGGAGAAGAUGUCAGGCAAGUGGUACAUGGUUGGCAUGGCCACUAACGCCCAGUGGUUUGUCAGCCACAAGGCAGGGAUGAAGGUGGGCACUGCCAUUUUUGUGCCAACUGAUGGAGGAGACCUGGAUCUUUCUUAUGCCACCCUGAAUGAAGAUGGUACCUGCUGGAGAAUGACUCACCUGGCUAAGAAAACAGAAACCCCUGGACGCUUCACCUUCCACAGCCACAUUUGGAACAAUGACAACGACAUGCGCAUCGUUGAUGUAGUGUAUGAUGACUACGCUGUGGUCCACACAAUCAAGACCAAGAAUGGAGUGUCUGAGGUCCUCAACAAGCUUUACAGUCGCAGGCCUGAGAUCAGCGUCGAGUUGCAGCAGAAGUUCACACAGUUCUCCCAGGAGACUGGUGUCCUCCCUGACAACAUUGUCAUCUUGCCUGCGAAUGCCGAGUGUCCCGAGGUCUGAGGAGUCCCUGCUGUCCUUCAUCUCUUGCUCUCUGAAGUCCCAGGCUUUCAUCUCAGAUAAAUCCUGUUUUGUCCUCCUUGCUGUGAUGUUUCCUGCAUCACAAAGCUGCACCUGAGACAAUGAAACCCAAGCUUUAUUACUCCAGUCCCCGCUGCGUACCAAAGACCGAUCCUAAU